This is a messenger RNA of Pelodiscus sinensis (Chinese soft-shelled turtle), 624 nucleotides long. The record is from RefSeq and is a predicted model, not a curated record. Lineage: Eukaryota; Metazoa; Chordata; Testudines; Trionychidae.
AUGGAAGUGCUGAGAGUUGAUCGUGCCAACCUGCGCCCUUCCGCCGCCGCCUCCUCCUCUGCCCAGCAAGAGGUGGCCACCAAGAUCAAGCAGACGCACAGCCUGACCGUGCUGCUGAAGCGCUGCUCGGAACAGCUGCUGGCAGAAUAUGUGCGCCACCAGGGGGAGCCUUUCAGCAGUGCCAAUUUUCAGCCCCCUGCAAUGACAGUGCCUGGCCUGCCCUCGCCCCCCGUCUCCCUGGAGGCCUGGCUGGCACUGAGUGACGGGGAGCGACUGUGGCACCUCGCCGUGGCCUACGCCGCCCUGCCCGGACUUCUGGGUGCCGUGCAGCAGCAGCAGGACGACCUCAACCCUCUGGCUUCGGAGCUGCACCGGCAGCUGGAUGGGGCGGCUCGUCAGUGCCGGGGGCUGGCUGUGAACCUGGAGGGGCUCAUGGGCGCCUUGGGGGUGCCUGGCCCCCCCUCUCCUGCCCCCAACCUGGGCUCUCCCCCCCCCAACGCCUUCCUGAGAUUCCCCGGAGUUCAAACGGAAGCAACCCAUGUUUUUAAGGCCGAGAACCUCCUUGCUGUACGUGAGGCUACCCGCUCACCAAUGAAAUGCCAACCACGAGCGGAUACAGAGUAG